Molecule: messenger RNA, 927 nt
Organism: Ipomoea nil (Japanese morning glory)
Lineage: Eukaryota; Viridiplantae; Streptophyta; Magnoliopsida; Solanales; Convolvulaceae
Product: mitogen-activated protein kinase kinase kinase 2-like
Exons: 1
Coding region: 1-927 (308 amino acids)
Biological process (GO): protein phosphorylation
Molecular function (GO): protein kinase activity; ATP binding
Source: RefSeq, a predicted model, not a curated record
AUGCCUUGCGAAAAGUUGGAACUCCUUGGUGGGGGAGCUCAUGGCAUUGUGUUUCUCUCUCAAUAUUAUAAUCCACCUACUUUUAGUGUUCCAAUGAAGUUAACCGUAAAAUCUUCGAAGGUCGAGUUUUCAGGUUCACUUUGGAGAGAAGCGCAAAUCUUGAGAAAGUUGCAAAGAUGUCCGUAUAUAAUUCAGUGUUUAGGAGAGGAUACGAGCAUAGAGCAUGGAAACACUGUGUACAAUCUUCUGCUGGAGUACGCUCUCGGUGGAACACUCAAGAGAUUGAUGAAUUCCAGGGAAGGAUUCAUCCCGGGGGACGAGGCUUCACUAUAUGCUUAUCAACUUUUGAAGGGAAUCUUAGAGGUGCAUCGUCACGGGUUUGUCCACUGCGAUUUGAAGCCCAACAACAUUCUUAUCUUCCCAUGCAGGUGCGGCUGCGGCUUCAAUAAGCUCAAGAUAGGCGAUUUUCGUCUAUCUAAGGUCGCCGGAGAGGGAGGUCACCAGGGAGCUUUACUCUACACCUCCCCGGAAUCUUUGUUUUGCGGCAUGCAUGAGGCGCCUAAGGAUAUAUGGGCCAUAGGGUGCAUGGUGGCAGAGAUGAUGGCCGGGGAAUCACCUUGGAGGUUUUGUAACGGUGACGACGAUAAGUUAGUUCAAGACAUGGCCUCCAAGCAACCCCAAAUCCCAACCGGCAUAUCUGAUCAUGCCAAGGAUUUUUUGAUGAAGUGUUUCGAAAGAAACCCAAACGUUAGAUGGACUGCUGAUAAGCUACUCAAUCAUCCAUUUGUUGCCAAUACCCAUAAUCCACUGUUAUGCCAAAGAUGGGAGGAUCAUCAAGCCUUGGGCAAUAGGCCUUUCGGGACCUCUAGUAUUGGUUUAUUUUCCACUCCAAUUUCACCAUGCACUUGCACUUGCGGAAAGGAAUAG